Chondrus crispus (carragheen) is the source of this 636-nucleotide messenger RNA. RefSeq lists its product as hypothetical. The record is from RefSeq and is a predicted model, not a curated record. The coding region runs from base 1 to 636 and encodes 211 amino acids. The transcript has a single exon. NCBI's taxonomy places the organism in Eukaryota, Rhodophyta, Florideophyceae, Gigartinales, Gigartinaceae.
AUGCAGUCAGAUUGGUUGAAGGAUAUUCCGUGCGAGGGAGGUGGGGAAGAGGAGAGUGGAGGGGAAGGGGAUGCGGGUGUAGAUGGUGAUGCGGAAGGAGAGGAUGAUACUGAGAAUGGAGAUGAAUCCACCAGCGUGGUCGUAAUCGAUGUCGGUAUUCCUUCGCCGCCACCGGGGUCCUCCGAAUUGGAUGGUUCCGACACAUUGUCAACGUCGCCGGAACCUUCGUUACCUGAAGUCAUCUCUAGCGAAUCGACAUCAGAAGAUUCCGAUGAUGAUGAUGAUGAUGAUGAUGAUGAUGUCGUUUGCAUUGAUGCCGCCGCGUUGGAUCACGUAGCCCGCCAAGACUUGGUAUUUUCGAACCACGUCUUGAAGGCAGUGCUGUGUGAUAUGUAUGGAAGUUGCGCGACAGACGGACAUAUCGUAGAGUAUCGAGGGCACGCUAUGAUGAUGAGGACGUAUUGCGAUCUUGUCGGAUGUUCGAAGAGAGAAGUGGAGGUCAAUAGCCCUAGAUAUAGACGCCGAUUGCGGGUGCCUUCACGUACAGAAGGACUUGAGUUCACUUCACUUGCGGCCCGAUAUAGCACGAGAGUAGAAGAGAGAAUGCUGGCGAUUGUGGUUCAUAUUGGGCUGUAG